This is a messenger RNA of Nanorana parkeri, 750 nucleotides long. RefSeq names its product sodium/potassium/calcium exchanger 1-like. The coding region runs from base 1 to 750 and encodes 249 amino acids. The record is from RefSeq and is a predicted model, not a curated record. Lineage: Eukaryota; Metazoa; Chordata; Amphibia; Anura; Dicroglossidae. The transcript has 2 exons.
AUGGAGGAAGAAGGGGCAAUUGUGGAGGAAGAAGGGACAGCUAUGGAGGAAGAAGGGACAGUUAUGGAGGAAGAAGGAGCAAUUGUGGAGGAAGGAGGAGCAGAUGUGGAGGAAGAAGGGGCAAUUGUGGAGGAAGAAGGGGCAAUUGUGGAGGAAGAAGGGGCAAUUGUGGAGGAAGAAGGGGCAAUUGUGGAGGAAGAAGGGGCAGAUGUGGAGGAAGAAGGGACAGUUAUGGAGGAAGAAGGGACAGUUCUGGAGGAAGAAGGGGCAAUUAUGGAGGAAGAAGGGGCAGAUAUGGAGGAAGGAGGAGCAGCUGUGGAGGAAGAAGGGGCAUUUGUGGCAAGAAAGUACAACUGUGAAGGAAGAAGGAUAUCUGUGGAGGAAGGAGGGACAUCUGAAGAGGAAGAAGAUACAGUUUUGGAGGAAGGAGAGACCACUGGGGAGGAAGAAGAUACAGUUGUAGAGGACAGAAGAAUAGCUGGGGAGGAAGGAGAGACAGUUUUGAAGGACGGAGAGACAUCUGGGGAGGAAGAAGAUACAGUUGUAGACGGAGAGACAGCUGGGGAGGAAGAAGAUACAGUUGUAGACGGAGAGACAGCUGGGGAGGAGGAAGAUACAGUUGUAGACGGAGAGACAGCUGGGGAGGAAGAAGAUACAGUUGUAGACGGAGAGACAGCUGGGGAGGAAGAAAAUACAGUUGUGGAGGAAGGAGAGGCAGCUGAGGAGGGGGAGAAGAAGGAACAGUUGUAG